CGCGCCUUAAGCCGAAUUAGAAAAUCCUGGGUUAACAAAGCUCGCGGAUAUCCAGCUUCAUAACACCGGAUAUCUUUCUCCGUUUCCGCCUGGCACACAGUUAUCUCUCUAUGUGAAGCGUGCCGUGACGAACUGCCGCAUGUAUUUAGCUCGGGUUUGUUCCGUGUGUUAUGAUUUGAUUACUAAAUCUAGCAUUGAAACAUCUCGGAUAACUGCGCGCACCCGCUUGAGCAUCAAGGGCAGAGCAAUCGAAAACCGAAACACGGAUCACGGUCCAUGAACACUGACAGAGAUUUCCAGAUGAUGAAGAAAAACGAGAGGGCACAUUUUUUCAGCUCUAAAGAGCAGGAACUAAUUUUAAAGUUGUAUGAAGAAGAGAGAGAGAUAUUAACAGCCAAGUCCAACACGACCAGCGCCUCUAAACUGAGAGAGGAAGCCUGGCAGAGGAUUGCUGAUAAAAUAAAUGCGGUUUCGGACAGCGGCUACAAAAGGACGUGGCAACAAGUGAAAGUCAAACAUAAAAAUAUCGUGCAAACAGCAAAAAGGCGACAGGUGGAGGUGAUGAGGAACGAUGGGGGCUCAGCGACCCCGUCGCUGACCUCUGUGGAGGAGGACGUGCUGCAGCACAAAGACAACCGGCUGAGGGUGGAGAUCCUUCCUGGGGGGGCUUGUAUUGAGCCACUAACUGGGUCUGACAGCUCUUUUAUUAGUGUCUCAGGCCAUCCUGUCCUCCUCCUGCCGGUCACAAAGACUGAACCAGAGAGCCUGAGCAGUGACGAGACAGACGUCAGUGACUCUCAUUUUGAAGGGGAUUUGCACAACAGCAGCUUCCAGGAGAGGGCGGACUCAGCAUGUGCUACAACCCGGGGCAGAAGUGCAGCGAGACAGACAGAAGACAUACGAGCCCUUUACUGCUGCUACCUGAAGAAGGAGAUCGAGAACCGCGACCAGCAGAUGGCAUACAGAGCACUUAAAAUGAGGAAGAUGGAGAAAGAAAUGUUAUUACUUGAUAAGCAGCUUAUGUGACUAUUUUUUUAUCUUACUAUUAUAAUAUGUUAAAAUAAUAUUUGAUUUAUUUAAGGUCAGACUAUUGUAACAAAUUGCAAUUUAAAUGUAUUUUGCAAUUGUGCAAUUUCUUAUUAUUUACACACACAAAACAUUUUCAUACAAACUGCAGUGUUGUUGUUUCCGCUCACAUUAUUGCAGUUUGUGUGAGAAAGAAUGUAACACUGGUACAUUUUUAUUUAUGAAGCCAUAUGACACAAACUGCCUCUUUAUUUAUGUUCUCUGCUGACUCCUAAAACCAUCAGUCGAUGCAACCUUUGGUCACACAGACGUCGUUCCUCUGUGGUCACACAGACGUCGUUCCUCAUUCAUCCUGGUGCGAGCUACAGUCUCCUUAAACGGGCUUAUUUUAUAAUCAUGGACGAUUUUAAUAACAGGAUCAGGGACUGUUUUGACCACUGAAUGCACAUGUCAUGUCACUGAACACUAAACACUGCCAAUGUUAUUGUUUGAUGUAAUCUGCUGUUUCAUGUGGAACUUUUUAUGCUGUUUUGUUUUAACUUUUUUUUUGCAGUUUUGUUUUUAACUCAAAAAAAAAAAAGUAGGCCCGGCUGCAAGAAGAAGAGACUGAAAGGGUGCAUGAACUUUACUUGCUUUUGGACUUCUACAAUCAUGUGUAUGGCCCUGCUCCUGCACGUUCUCUUUACACAUCCAUGCACGCAGCUUUGGGCAAAUUCAAGAUGGCGGACUGCUUAGCGACUCUUUGGGAACACAAUUUUACCUCCAACGAUUUAAAAAUAGAUCGAGGUUGUAAACCUGAAUCCUGACUUAUGAAUAGAUGCGACACCUCCGCAGAUCUGUCUCCCGAGCAGCUGACUCCACUGUGCUCGAGCUUUAAGGCAGCCAUUGGCUGACUGAGCUGCGCGCGGGCACGGUAAACAUCUGAAGACAUCCUCAAUCGAGCACUGAAAACAGGAUCCAUCAUGGCUUCAGAUAUAAUCACUCCCAUAGACUGAAUAUAUAAAUAUCUUUGUAUACAAAAGUGAUCUAUGAUCACAACUGAUAUCCGUCUGUUUUAUUUUGAACUACAACAUCUCUUUGACUGAUUCUGAAAUAGAAACUUAGACUAAUAAUAAUCGAAAAGAUACCUUGUAAUACAAAUAAAUAAGGUGUAUAAUCUUA
Cottoperca gobio is the source of this 2187-nucleotide messenger RNA. RefSeq lists its product as uncharacterized. Gene Ontology annotation, cellular component: nucleus. Bases 277 to 1026 code for a protein of 249 amino acids. The transcript has 7 exons. The record is from RefSeq and is a predicted model, not a curated record. Lineage: Eukaryota; Metazoa; Chordata; Actinopteri; Perciformes; Bovichtidae.